This is a messenger RNA of Molossus molossus (Pallas's mastiff bat), 3654 nucleotides long. RefSeq names its product platelet endothelial aggregation receptor 1 (gene PEAR1). The record is from RefSeq and is a predicted model, not a curated record. Gene Ontology annotation, molecular function: protein binding. The transcript is spliced from 23 exons. The coding region runs from base 144 to 3281 and encodes 1045 amino acids. Lineage: Eukaryota; Metazoa; Chordata; Mammalia; Chiroptera; Molossidae. Gene Ontology annotation, cellular component: membrane.
GGCUGGGGCUCCACGCGGGACCCUCGUCCUGUCCUCCUCCGGCCACCCCUGCGGUCCUCACCCCAGGCCGACAGAGAGGUAGGGCCCCAAGCAGAGACUGGGGCCUCUAGGCUGUGGCUGCAGUGCCCCUCACCGGCCACGUCAUGCCGCAGGCCUCUGCAAUGUCGUCACCUCUGUGCUCCCUCCUUCUGGCCCUGGGCCUGGUGCUGGCUGGAACCCUCAACCCCAAUGACCCCAACACCUGCAGCUUCUGGGAAAGCUUCACCAUCACCACCAAGGAGUCCCACUCCCGCCCUUUUAGCCGGCCGCCCUCGGAGACCUGCGAGAAGCCCUGGGAGAGCCCCCAUACCUGCUCUCAGCCCACGGUUGUCUACAGGACCGUCUACCGCCAGGUGGUGAAGACGGACCACCGAAAGCGCCUGCAGUGCUGCCCCGGCUUCUACGAGAGCGGCGGGGCCUGCUUCCCACGUUGUGCCCAGGAGUGUGUCCAUGGCCGCUGUGUGGCACCCAAUCAGUGCCAGUGUGUGGAAACCUGGCGAGGUGACGACUGCUCCAGUGCGUGUGCCCCAGGAGUGUGGGGACCACAGUGUGACAAGCCCUGCAGCUGUGGAAACAGCAGCUCCUGUGACCCCAAGAGUGGGGCAUGUUCCUGUCCCCCUGGACUGCAACCCCCGCACUGCCUUCAGCCCUGCUCCCCUGGCCGCUAUGGCCCUGCCUGCCAGUACAGCUGCCAGUGCCACGGGGCACCCUGUGACCCCCAGACCGGAGCCUGCUUCUGCCCCCCAGAGAGAACUGGGCCCAGCUGUGAGGUGUCCUGUCUCCAGGGCACUGUUGGCUUCUCCUGUCCCAGCACCUCUCCUUGCCAAAAUGAGGGUGUCUUCCAGUCCUCCCAGGACUCCUGCAGCUGCCCACCUGGUUGGAUGGGCACCAUCUGUUCCCUGCCCUGUCCGGAGGGCUUCCAUGGACCCAACUGCUCCCAGGAAUGUCGCUGUCAUAACGGUGGCCUCUGUGACCGGUUCACUGGGCAGUGUCGCUGUGCUCCUGGCUACACUGGAGAUGGGUGCCGCGAGGAGUGCCCUGUGGGCCACUUCGGACAGGAUUGUGCUGAGACCUGCGACUGCGCCCCCGGGGCCCGCUGCUUCCCAGCCAACGGCGCGUGUCUGUGCGAACAUGGCUUCACGGGGGACCGCUGCAGGGAGCGCCUCUGCCCCGACGGCUUCUAUGGCCUGAGCUGCCAGGUGCCCUGCACCUGCGACCCAGAGCACAGCCUCAGCUGCCACCCGAUGAGCGGGGAGUGCUCGUGCCAGCCCGGCUGGGCCGGCCUGCACUGCAACGAGAGCUGCCCGCACGACACGCACGGGCUCGGCUGCCGGGACCACUGCCUCUGCCUGCACGGCGGCCUCUGCCAGCCCGACAGCGGCCUCUGCCGGUGCGCGCCUGGCUACACGGGCCCGCACUGCGCUAGCCUCUGUCCGCCUGACACUUACGGAGUCAACUGCUCCGCACGCUGCUCCUGCGAGAAUGCCAUCUCCUGCUCCCCUAUCGACGGCGCUUGCAUCUGCAAGGAAGGUUGGCAGCGUGGUAACUGCUCUGUGCCCUGCCCACCUGGAACCUGGGGAUUUGGUUGCAAUGCCAGCUGCCAGUGUGCCCACGAGGCAGCCUGCAGCCCCCAAACUGGAGCCUGCAUUUGCACCCCUGGGUGGCACGGGGCCCACUGCCAGCUCCCAUGUCCAAAGGGGAAGUUUGGUGAAGGCUGUGCCAGUCACUGUGACUGUGACCACUCUGAUGGCUGUGACCCUGUUCAUGGACACUGCCAGUGCCAGGCUGGCUGGACAGGUACCCAGUGCCACCUGCCCUGCCCUGAGGGCUUCUGGGGAGCCAACUGUAGCAACAUCUGCACCUGCAAGAAUGGGGGCACCUGCAUUCCUGAGAAUGGCAACUGUGUGUGUGUACCGGGAUUCCGAGGUCCCUCCUGCCAGAGAUCCUGCCAGCCUGGUCGCUAUGGCAAACGCUGUGUGCCCUGCAAGUGUGCUAACCACUCCUCCUGCCACCCCUCGAACGGAACCUGCUACUGCCUGGCUGGCUGGACUGGCUCGGACUGUUCGCAACCGUGCCCUCCAGGACACUGGGGAGACAACUGCGCCCAGCCCUGCCAGUGCCCCCAUGGCGAGACCUGCCGCCCCCAGGAUGGGAGCUGUUUCUGCCCUCCAGGCUGGACUGGGCACCUCUGCUUGGAAGCCUGUUCUCCAGGGAUGUUUGGUGCCAACUGCUCCCAGCCAUGCCAGUGCGGUUUUGGAGAGAGGUGCCACCCAGAGACGGGGGCCUGUGCGUGUCCCCCAGGACACAGUGGCGCCCCCUGCAAGAUUGGAAGCCAGGAGCCCUUCACCAUGAUGCCUACCUUUCCAGUGGCCUAUAACUCACUGGGGGCCGUGAUUGGCAUCGCAGUGCUGGGGUCCCUGGUAGUGGCCCUGGUGGCAUUGUUCAUUGGCUACCGCCAUUGGCAGAAAGGCAAAGAGCACCAACACCUGGCAGUGGCGUACAGCAGUGGGCGGCUGGAUGGCUCUGAGUAUGUCAUGCCAGAUGUUCCUCUGAGCUACAGUCACUACUACUCCAACCCCAGCUACCACACCCUAUCACAGUGCUCGCCUAACCCCCCACCCCCUAACAAGGUUCCAGGCAGUCAGCUCUUUGCCAGCCUCCAGGCCCCCGAGCGGCCAGGUGGGGCCCAUGGGCCUGAUAACCAUACCACCCUGCCUGCUGACUGGAAGCACCGACGGGAAGUCCCUCCAGGGCCUCUGGAAAGGGGUAGCAGCCACUUGGACCGAAGCUAUAGCUGUAGCUACGGCAAUAGUACUGGCCCAGGCCCAUUCUACGGCAAAGGGCCCAUCUCUGAAGAGGGGCUGGGGGCCAGUGUGGCUUCCCUGAGCAGUGAGAACCCCUACGCCACCAUCCGGGACCUGCCCAGCCUGCUGGGGGGCCUGCUGGAGAGCAGCUAUGUGGAGAUGAAAGGCCCUCCCUCAGGGUCUCCCCCCAGGCAGCCCCCUCAGCUCCGGGACAGCCAGAGUCAGCGGUACCCCCCGCCGCAGAGAGACAGCGGUACUUAUGAACAGCCUAGUGCCCUGACCCACGACCGAGACUCCGUGGGCUCCCAGCACUCCCAGGCUCUGGGCCCGACCCCCGGCCACUACGACUCACCCAAGAACAGCCACAUCCCUGGACACUAUGACUUGCCUCCUAUACGGCAUCCCCCGUCACCCCCACUUAAGCACCGGGACCACUGAGCGGCCAAGAUGGUGUGCAGAGGCCGGCACACCUGAUCUUGUUGCCUCAGAUUGGGGACAGGGCUGGCUGUACCCUGCCAGGAGCAGGGAGAGGGCUGGCAGGCUGUGAACACGAACAUGUUUAUGAACAAGUUUAAUAGAGGAAGUGAAUGGAGAGACGGGAGCCUGGCUCCGGGUUCCACACUGGGACACUGGUUGGCAGGAAGCCUGCAUUCCCUCUCCUCCACCCACUGCGUACAGACACCGGUGGGUUGAAUGUUGCUGGAUAACUCUGAUUUCAUAUUGAUGUCAAACAUGUAGAUUGGGCCCUGGCUGGUGUGGUGCGGUGGUUAGAGCAUUGGCCCACACACCAAAGGGUCUUGGGUUCGAUUCC